Talpa occidentalis (Iberian mole) is the source of this 4542-nucleotide messenger RNA. RefSeq names its product dpy-19 like C-mannosyltransferase 1 (gene DPY19L1). The record is from RefSeq and is a predicted model, not a curated record. The transcript has 23 exons. Gene Ontology annotation, cellular component: nuclear inner membrane. The coding region runs from base 93 to 2339 and encodes 748 amino acids. Gene Ontology annotation, molecular function: mannosyltransferase activity. NCBI's taxonomy places the organism in Eukaryota, Metazoa, Chordata, Mammalia, Eulipotyphla, Talpidae.
GGAGAGUGAGCGGCGCCGGGGCCACCCCGCCAGCCCGCCGUUUCCCGGCUGCCGUCCGGGCGCGCGCAGCGAGGGGGAGCGACUAUGCCAAGAUGGUCCUGCAGGCGCGGAACAAGCACCGGGAGGCGGCCCCGAAGCCGCCCCAGCCGCCCCGUGCCUCGCAGUCGCCGCUGAGGGGAGCGCCGGACGUGGGCGCCGGGGAGCCCGGGCCCGAGCGCGCGUCCCCGUCCUCGGGGCGCAAGGGCGCGGGGGGCAAGAAGGGGCCCCGCUCGGAGUCAGGCGCGCCGCCCGCAGGGGGCGGCCUCGGGGGGCGGCUGGCCGCGGGGCUGCGCGGGGCGCUGGGCCUGCGGCGCGCGGGGCGCGGCCGGACCUGGACCACGCUCCUGCUAGCUGCCUUUGCAGCAGUGUUGCACUGGAGUCAUAUAACACACCUCUUUGAAAAUGAUCGUCAUUUCUCUCACCUCUCAACAUUGGAAAGAGAGAUGGCUUUUCGCACGGAAAUGGGGCUCUAUUAUUCUUAUUUCAAGACUAUUGUGGAAGCACCCUCAUUUUUUAAUGGAGUGUGGAUGAUUAUGAAUGAUAAGCUGACUGAAUAUCCUCUUGUUAUUAACACAUUAAAAAGGUUCAAUCUCUACCCUGAGGUAAUUUUAGCCAGCUGGUACCGGAUUUAUACUAAAAUAAUGGACUUGAUUGGCAUUCAAACCAAGAUAUGUUGGACGGUUACCAGAGGUGAAGGACUCAGUCCUAUUGAAAGCUGUGAAGGAUUGGGAGAUCCCGCUUGCUUUUAUGUUGCUGUAAUUUUUAUUUUAAAUGGACUAAUGAUGGCAUUAUUCUUCAUAUAUGGCACAUAUUUAAGUGGCAGCCGAUUAGGAGGCCUGGUGACAGUGUUGUGUUUCUUUUUCAAUCACGGAGAGUGUACCCGUGUGAUGUGGACCCCACCUCUCCGAGAAAGCUUCUCGUACCCCUUUCUUGUACUUCAGAUGUUGCUUGUGACUCAUAUUCUCAGGGCUACAAAACUUUAUAGGGGAAGCUUGAUUGCACUCUGCAUUUCCAAUGUAUUUUUCAUGCUUCCCUGGCAGUUUGCUCAAUUUGUACUUCUUACUCAGAUUGCAUCAUUAUUUGCGGUAUAUGUUGUGGGAUAUAUUGAUAUAUGCAAAUUACAGAAGAUCAUUUAUAUACACAUGAUUUCUCUUGCUCUCUGUUUUGUUUUGAUGUUUGGAAACUCAAUGUUAUUAACUUCUUAUUAUGCUUCCUCUCUGGUCAUUAUUUGGAGCAUACUGGCAAUGAAACCACAUCUCCUGAAAAUAAAUGUUUCUGAACUUAGUUUAUGGGUUAUACAAGGAUGUUUUUGGUUAUUUGGAACUGUCACACUCAAGUAUUUGACAUCUAAAAUCUUUGGCAUUGCAGAUGAUGCUCAUAUUGGCAACUUAUUAACAUCAAAAUUCUUCAGUUAUAAGGAUUUUGAUACUUUAUUGUAUACCUGUGCAGCAGAGUUUGACUUUAUGGAAAAGGAGACUCCACUGCGGUAUACGAAGACAUUGUUGCUCCCAGUUGUUCUGGUCGUUUUUGUUGCAAUCGUUAGAAAGAUUGUUAGUGACAUGUGGGGUGUCUUAGCUAAACAACAGACACAUAUCAGAAAACACCAGUUUGAUCAUGGAGAGCUGGUCUACCAUGCAUUGCAGCUGCUAGCAUAUACGGCCCUUGGCAUUUUAAUUAUGAGACUGAAACUCUUCUUGACACCACACAUGUGUGUUAUGGCUUGCUUAAUCUGCUCAAGACAGCUAUUUGGAUGGCUCUUUUGCAAAGUACAUCCUGGUGCAGUUGUUUUUGCUGUUUUAGCAGCCAUGUCAAUACAAGGUUCAGCAAAUCUACAAACCCAGUGGAAUAUUGUAGGGGAGUUCAGCAAUUUGCCACAAGAAGAACUUAUAGAAUGGAUCAAAUAUAGUACUAAACCAGAUGCAGUGUUUGCGGGCGCCAUGCCCACAAUGGCAAGUGUGAAACUCUCCGCACUUCGACCCAUCGUGAAUCAUCCACAUUAUGAAGAUGCAGGUUUGAGAGCCCGAACAAAAAUAGUAUACUCAAUGUAUAGUCGAAAAGCAGCUGAAGAAGUGAAGCGAGAAUUAAUAAAGUUGCAAGUGAAUUAUUACAUUCUAGAAGAGUCAUGGUGUAUAAGAAGAUCCAAGCCUGGUUGCAGUAUGCCUGAAAUUUGGGAUGUAGAAGAUCCUGCUAAUGCUGGGAAGCCUCCCUUAUGUAACCUCUUGGUGAAGGAAUCCAAGCCUCAUUUCACCACUGUAUUCCAGAACAGUGUUUACAAAGUCUUAGAAGUUAUAGAAGAAUGACUGCUGCCUGUGAAGAACAACAUCAGCAAAUUAACCUCCUUGUGGAUUGUCCUUGAGACCUGAGACCUCAGGGAUGAUUUCCGGUGCCCACUCCUGGGAGCCACUGAAGAGCUGUUCUCUUCCUGCCUUCUCACCAGAGCCCAAGGACAAGCCUGGUCUGGGGGAAGCACUAGCUUGCUUACAGCAGAAGCUGCAAAGACAGCAUUGCCCGGGGAGUGCGCAGUGCUUCUCUGCUCAGAACCCGCGUCUCUCUGGAGCCUCCUUUCCAGGGUCACCCUGAGGUUCUGUGUGUGUCUUCCGGUUCCCAUCUGCCUUCUUGCUUGCCUGCCCCCUUUUUUUUUGCCAGUUUCAGAAAAUCCAAAGUAGCUGGAGAAUGUGGGUUAUAGUAGAAUCCGGAACAACCGGGUGAGGCCACUUAUGAAGGCUAAGUAAGGGUUGCAGUGGGUGAGGGGACGUGUGCUCUGUUCUGUCUGUGGUUUUUUUUCUCACCCAACUGUGACUGAUUUGUACAUCCAGAAGUUACUUUUAAAAAAAAAUAAAAAUCAUACUUUUAGGAUUAUCCUCUAUUCUGUCUACCCUUCAAUAAUUGCUCUCCUGAUAAGGUCACAUGUAAUGAUUGGAAAUUCUGUACGGGAAGAACAGUAAAAUACUGUUAGAAUUGUUUCAUAUUUCAGGAAAAGUUGAAAGUCAAAAUUUUUUUCCCCAGAAGAAGCUUUUUGUAACUGUAUUUAUUAAUGUAACUCCACCAGCAAGCUAUGAUUAUGUUGUAGGUCCGUCCGUUUAGAAAGGAGGCCUUGGGCUAUACUACACACUCAGCCUUGGUCACAUCUGGUAGCAGCUGGUGCUGUAGAUUAUAAAUAUCUUUUAUGGCAACAUAGAGUAGUAGUGGGUUUGUUAUACAUGACACAGCAGUAUUAAAACUAAGUAUUUUAUGCAUUUAAAAAUAUUUUUGCUUUAGUGUGAGGAGGUGAGGACGGUCAAGGAGAUGAUGAAAAUAGCUAUUGCUAUGACAGAAAAAACAAAUUUGGGGCAGUAUUUCUAUAACAAGGUAAGCCUCUAAAAAGGCUUGGCAGAGAAAGUGUAGUGUUAAAAUAGGGCAAUAAUACUUAGGAAAAUGGAAGGAUGUAUCAGGAACAAAGUAAUAUUGCAUAGGAGUAUUGUAUUUUUAUGAAUUUUAUGCCAGUUGUUUACAUGUACUAUGUAUGUUAAAUAAAAAAGAUAAUGAAAAUACAGGAUGUGCAUUUUUGUUGUUUUUAUUCUCACUGUGAUUAUUAACAGGGCUGGCUUCAUUCUAUAGUCAGAUAACCAUGAACUGGUUUGUGGGCGAUUGCAUCCCUGGAUAAUGGGAACAAUUACAAUGGUAGGGUCCAGGAAGCUAUUUGGUCCUCUGCCAUUGGUGAUGGUAUAGGUAUUGGGGUUACCCAUAGUUGUCUUACAUUUGUGGCAUUACCACUUACGCUAUGUAGGGUAAGUAAGUGAUAUCAGGCUUUUCUGCCCUCCCGCCAUUAGGCUAGAUGAUGGAUCCUUGUGGUCCUGAAUGCAUGCCUGAUGGCGGACACCUGGAGUAGGGUGUGGGAAUAUGUAGAUGGGAUUCACCUGGGCUCAUACUGCACUUAUAAGGGCGGUGUCAUGGGGAUACCAGAGGAACCAUGAGCAGAGAGCAGAACCACGAGAAGAGCAAACAGAAGAGCAGAGAAGGAGAACCAUGAGAGAAACAAAGAGAACGUCAGAGAACGCCGGAGAGCCCAGAAAAUGUGAAGACUUGCUGGGGGCUCCAGGACUCUCUUCUCCUUUACCCCGUCUGCUCAAAUCAUAGAGAUCCUGCUCCGUGUCCCAUCCUGCCCCCUACAUGCUACUUCGUCAUUUACAUCACGAAGCACAUUCACUAAAGCCAUAAUUUGGAGAUAAUUCUGGAGUUGCUGAAGUAUUUUUCUCGUUAAACCACUGUAGGGUAAAGAAAAUGUCAGGCUUUUCUGCCCUUCCGCCAUCAGGAUAGAUAAUGGAUCCUUGUCCUGAAUGCAUGCCUGAUGGCGGGCACCUGGAAUAGGGUGUGGGCAUAGGUAGAUGGGAUUCAGCUGAGUUAAGACUGUGCUUUUAAGGGCAGCGUCACGGGGGGACGCUAACAGCCCCAGCAGCAGCAGCAGAACCUGAAGGAGAAGCUGAAGCAGAAGCAGAGAACGCCAGAGAGCCCAGAUAGAGUAAA